CGUAAAUCCAUAUUAUAGAUAUUAUACCCCUUAAACCAACAUCGCCAGACCUACUCGUCUUCUAAAAUCUUCAUAAUCUCUUCAACAUUAUUAAAGUAAUAGGCAUCGAUUCUAUAUUCAUGUCAAGAAUUACAUUCAUAGUGGAAGUGCUAGCACUACUGAUUUAUGGAUUCAGAGGUAUUUGUGUAUUUAGGGAUAAAGGAAUCAAUUUUUCAAUAACGCGACUGUUUGAAGAUUGCGGUUUGGACUUUUUUCCUAAUCCUUUUUUUUCUUCGGGUCUAUUUUCAUUAUUUAAUUCAUCAAGACACACACUUCUACCAGCUACAACAUUUAAUUUCUUUUUCUUCUUUGGUUCAGUAAUAUCCAAGUAGUAAGUUCCAUAUCGCAUUUCUUUUAAAUACAUCACAAAUGACUCAUUCACAGCAUCUUCUGCAGUCUUAUUUAUUUCGGCAUUUGGAAGGCGAGAUAUGACUUCUUCACUAUUUAAAGGAACAAUACCAGUUUUUUUAAAGCCAGCAGUAACCAGUAAGUUCCAUAUCGCAUUUCUUUUAAAUACUUCACAAAUGACUCAUUCACAGCAUCUUCUGCAGUCUUAUUUAUUUCGGCAUUUGGAAGGCGAGAUAUGACUUCUUCACUAUUUAAAGGAACAAUACCAGUUUUUUUAAAACCAGACCGUAUAUUGGAUGUAGCGUUAAUAUUUAGCUGAUUCAUCAAUAGCUUCAAAAGGCGAGGAAAACAUCCUUUUGGAAUGGAGCUUAAAUUCCGUCCAUCAGUUUCUUUCCACUUCUGCAAAAUACUCCGCCAUUCCUGUUUCAUAGGUCGGAAGAAAGCCACAUCUAGCGGUUGGGUUAAAUGUGUGGAGUUUGGUGGCAAAACACAAAGUGUAUGUCCUUUUCAUUACACAGAUCUAUUAAAUGCACUGAAAGAUGAGAUGAUAAGUUGUCACCUAUAAGAAGUUUUUACCGGUUUUUUUGUCAAAAUAUGGAAUAAUGACAUUUUUGAUCCAAUCACUAAAGAUAUCUCCAUCAAACCAGCCAGAUUUCGACCUGUUAUAGCAGGUUCCUUUUGGGCCAUUUUGUAUCCAAGUAUCGUAAAGGUAGGUUGACUUAUACACUACAUAAGGCACCAAUACUUCUCCUUCAGCGUUUGCUGCAAUCAUCAAAGACGUACACCCUUUUCAAAAAUUCCGGACCCAUUCUGGAUACUUACUUCCGCGCCGAACGAUGACUUUUGGUCGCCCAGGGUCAUCUGAUAAAUUUUUUUCAUCGUAGUUGACUAUGUUAGAGUGAGGUACGUCUUCAAGUGACUUUUCUAGUUCUGCAAAAUAGGUUCUCAUAAUUUCAGGUGACACUUCUGCUCUCGAACGUUUCAUGUUUUGAGAUAUCCGCUAUGAUAUUUUGUCACUAUGUCGUUUCAGGAAGCUCUCAACAAAAUCAGACCCUGGAUAGUUGUUUUUAAACCUUUUCACAGUAAUGUUUGAUGUAUCAAGAUACAUUUUAACGAUAUAUCGUAAAUCGUUUUGAUCCAGCGGAUAACCCCAGAGGGUCUCACAGUGAGGUUUGGUGGUGAUGCUGAGCCCCAACUUAUUGGUGAUAGUGAUGGUGAUGGGAGUGUUGGGACAGCUUAUAUUGUGCCAGCUGAUCAUCCAAUGCUAUUGAUUGACACUCCAUUGCCUGUGGAAAAUCCUACGCCGUCCAUGGAUUAUACAUCUGUGUCCAUGGGCAAUGAAGUGCCAGCCAAUGGCAUUGGGGAUGAGUUGGUGUCGCUGGGUACGCCCAAUAUCCAUUCCAUUGAAAAAUGGAAUUUCAAAACUAGUGGUGGUGUUAAGCGGAAGCUACUGAAGCCAGACAACGGGUGUCAAGCUCGAAACAAGGCAUUGGCAGAGUACUAUAACAUUAAAAAACAAAUGUUAGAAACUAAAAUGAGAGAGAAGAAUGAAACUUUAUUAUUACAGAAUAAAAACUUAACGCUAGUAAAUGAAAAAUUAGAGUUAGAAAAUGAAAAAUUAAAAUUAGAAAUAAGGAAGCUGAAGGGUGAGGAUUUUUAA
This is a messenger RNA of Colias croceus (clouded yellow), 2047 nucleotides long. RefSeq lists its product as uncharacterized. Lineage: Eukaryota; Metazoa; Arthropoda; Insecta; Lepidoptera; Pieridae. The record is from RefSeq and is a predicted model, not a curated record. The coding region runs from base 1649 to 2047 and encodes 132 amino acids. The transcript has 2 exons.